GUGUCGCUUUCGUCGCGUUCCCCUGACGAAAAAUCCCUGAUGUCAUGAGCAGCAGAAUGGCGUGUUGUUGUUUACUGAAUGUGGGCUCUCAGCACAGCUGAUCGUGCCUGCUUCUAGUGCUGCAGCGAUGCUAGGUUGAGAGAGGCACGAUGCCGUGGUUUGACUGGUCCGAGGGCAUCAAGAAGCGGGCCUGCCGGUACCUGCUGCAGCGUUACGGGAGCCAGUUUCUCCUGGAAAACAUCGGCCUCGACCAGCUCACGGUAGAUCUCUACAAAGGCAAGGGCCGAAUUACAAACGUCUACCUCGAUGUCAAGGGCCUCAAUGAGUUGGGCGAGAAGCUCAACCUUCCCGUCCGCAUCGUGGAGGGCUACAUCUCGUCCAUCGAGGUGGCCAUCCCGUGGUCCAGGCCACUCACGGACAACAGCGUCGUCGAGGUCGACGGACUCAUGCUCACCGUACAGCCCAAAGAAAGGAUCGACGACGCGUCCGUGUUUGAACCCAUGUUGGGCAGCAUGAUGUCGAGCAUGCAGCUGGCCGAGGAGUACCUGAAGCAGGAGCCCCUGGACGCGGAGAAGGAGGCGUCCGCGGCUGCCGAACCUUUCACGGGCCUCGAGCAGUUUGCUCAAGCUAUCGAAACCGUAUUCUGCAGGAUCAAGGUGAAGCUGACCAACACCAUCGUCAGGGUAGACCAUUUUCCCGAGCCCUCUUCGAAGCAAGGCAUUGCACUGGAACUGCGCAUUGCAUCUAUGGACUACUAUGACGAAGAGUCAGCUGAGGUUGGCGAAAUUGCUGGCGAGAGGAUAGCCCAGCGGGUUCGGGAACGUAUCUCGGUCUCUACGAAGAGGAUAAUUCUCAACGGAACAAGCCUCUUCACGGACGAGUUCUCAUCUGAGGUGCUCGCAAAUUUGCCUGCCGAGGACAAUGAGCCCCAGGAAAUGCUGAUGGGAUGUGCAGGGGCCUCGCCGCCCCUUGCCCCUCCCCACCAAGAAGCCCCCCCGCCACCCAUCGUGGAGCCCAUCCCCAUCUGUCGACUAACGGGCCAGCAGGAGAUAAAGCUGCAGCUCAAGAAGGACGAGUCGCUCGAAGGCUCCGGCGUCGACAUCGAGUUCAGUCUGGGUCAACUCUCCUUCUUUCUGCGCCCAAGGCAGGUUCACUUGCUCCUUCAAAUGGCCAAGGGAUUCACGAGCCCCAGUGAGUUUGUUGCUCGUGUUGCAACCUCUGGGAACGAUGACCUCUCUGGCAGUCUGAGAGGCCGGCACUACAAGUGCACACCAAUGGAGCCGCACCACUACACGAUAAUCGAGCAGGACCUCCAGCGGCAGCUCCUGAACCGGAAGCCUCGGCCCUCGCGGUCCCUAGGUGCGAACAUGGGCUGGUCUACCAGUUCGUCAGUCUGUCUGUCUGAGCCGGAGGACGAGUACAUGCCGAUGACGAAUCAGCGUGCCUUCUACGAGAGUGGCAGCGUCGCCUCCUCGGACAUGGACUCCUCUGUCACAAGUAGCAUUCACAGUUCCUACUCUAAGCCGAGAAAGAGGUCAAAAGGAAAACGGCGGUCAUCUCAAGGCUAUCUGGACGACGUACACGUCGAGUCAACCCACUUCCAGGUGCAUUGCAGCGCAGUGUGCGUAGUGAUCCUCCACGAAGAUUUUGCGGGUGUGGCAAGCGGCAACUGGCGCCGGGUCCCCAACCCGGCGUCCUGCCUGUCGCCCAAGGCGGUGGCCAUGAUGCAUUCGCAGGCCGAGACUUUCUUCCGGGCCCUCGCGGGACAGAACCUGCGGGACCUCAAGGCCGUUCACAGCAUCUUGCCGAAGAUCUGUCGGUCGGAUCACCUGUGGAUUAACGGAACACCUGUGACGCUAGAAGGCACGCAGAGGUCGUCGUCGUCGCAGUGGUCACUCGGCUUCCAACUCUCCGUGGUCGAGAUGGAGGUGGCCGAGUGCCUAUUCAAUCGUAGGUCAAACGUUGAAGGGGACGCUGCGUCGCUACAGGAUGCCGACGUCACUGAUAUUCUGUCCCUCUUUGAAAGCGACGACACCUGCAAGAAGCCUUCCGAGGCGGAGCCCUUUCUAAGGCUAAAGUAUGAAUACCCAAAGAUAUCGCCACAGACUCGGACAAGCAGGGAGCAGACGACGGGCAUCACCUUGGAGCUGCUACCAGCGCAAAUCGAGCUGGACAGGUCUCUGGAGGAUCGCAUUCACGCACUGCUCUACCCUCCUCCACAUUUCUCUUCCGCCAGCGAGAAGAAAAAUGACAUCUGGAGCAUGUCUGUCAACCAAGACAAUCAGGGUUCUAGUCCCACGGUGGCCAGGACCAGCAUCACAGUACGGAGCCCUUUCAUCAAGGCCAACCUGAGGUUUCCUAUUCCAGAUAUGCGGCCGCUCCAAGAAGUGCUCCGCGAGCCUUGGUGGGAGAAGAACCUGAGGCCGGACAUCCUGUCGGUGGAGCUCCUGGAGCCAACGCUGUCCACAACGCUCGUUGCCGACGACAACGAGGACCUCAAGCUGGUGCUAGUCUGCAAGGAGGCUCAUCUGUUCUACAAAGAGUCCCAGCUCUCAAAACCAGUGCCAUUUGCAAGGGUGUUUCGAGACCCUAGUGUCAAAGAGGAAGACUUUGACUUGCCCAGCCUGAGGAUCUCCAUCAGCCCGAGCAACGAACCUUCGCCUCUGGAGACGGAACUGUGCGAGGAGAGCAUGAUGCGGUCCACGAUGUUCGAGACGCUGCGGAUGCCUCAACAGAAUGAUGCGGGCUCACCCUUCACCGUCCACUGCCUCUGCUACGACAACAAUGAGAUCAGCCCUCCGCGCACGACGCGGCUGCAGGAGCAACAGCAGCGACAGGAGGCCAAGGAAAACGCCGAGAGUGACAAGUUGGUGCAGCCAGGUGACAAGGCGACACUUCGCUCCUUCAUUGACAAGGCGGCCAGCAACUGCCGCAUUCAGCUGGAGUUCCUGCUGCCGUCGCUGGAGGUGACCAUGCCUGACAAGCGGUUCUACGAACUCAUCUACAACCGGCUCACCAUGGACUUAGUCCUGUGGGAACCGGUCGUCGCUCGGCUCAGGGCAAGCGGAGACUCCUCGCUCGUUGCCCCCGGCGGCGAUGGCGCUGCGUUUUUUCCCGAGAUACGGGUCCCCGGCCAUCUUGCCCAGCAAAGCUCGGUGUUCCAAGAAUUCCACAUGUGCCGGUCAGGGAAUGUGCUUGAGUCGGACACUGAGUCUGAUGAUCCGCCAUCAAUGUUCCAUUCGGUGUGCGACAACCAGAGGCGGUCAACAAUCCGCCUUGACCGCUCUCAUCUUCAGUCGAGGGUCGUGCCCUGUCGAAGUUGGCAGACUCAGCUUGUCAUCAACAUCCACAUCACUGAUGGGGCCGCCACGCUCAAGACACCGUUGCAGGAUGCAGAAGGCAGGGUGAUUCCGAAGUUCCACGGCAACCUGCGCGUUUCUGUCAAGGACGCUCAGCUGUUUGUCAGCAGCAGUCACCAUGGCGACCCAGACCUCAAUUAUGUCAUCUUCAACGCUGGCACGGCCACUCUUCAUCACCAAGGACAAGUAUGCUCCCUUUGGGAUUGCACACUGCUACCCGUCCUGUACAGGUCAGGUGACGGCUUGGCAUCCAUGAAGCCACCGUCUUUCUUGGGCUCCGAGGUGGAAGCUGCCGACAUGCUCUCGCUAGUCAUCGAAACCCGUGCAGACCCAUCGCAAGGCGUCAAGACAAUCAAGGUCGCAGUGGGUGUUAGUGACACCACGCUGAGGCACCGCAUGGCACCACUACGGCGCAGCUGGGUCAAGCAGUUCGUCGACUUCUUCGACGUUGUCGACGAGGAAGUUCUGGGCUACAAGCCGCUCGGCGUGGUCACUGAGUUUCACCUUACCCUCUCCAGCUGUGCCAUUGACUACAGGCCCUUGCACAUCCCUUACCAGACGCUAGUGUCGAUGGAGAGCUUCAGUAUAUCAAGCAACAUCACUGCCAACACGACCACCUCACAGCUCAGAAUCAUCGCAGAGGAAGUCUUCCUCUACAUCUCUGACAAGGUGUCCAAGGAUGACCCGCCCGACUUGGCCAAUGGUUACGUCUGUGUGGCGGAUACGGACUUGUUUGACAUCUCUGCUCGUACGACUGACGUGCCAGGACAGCGGGUGUCCAUCAAGAUGAAGGCCUCGAACAACAUCACCAACUUGAGGACUUGCGUGGACUCCUGCCAGGCACUGCAGGCUCUGCUGACGUACCUCGCGAGCGACGGAGACCUUGUGGGCAACCCAAGCCCCCCACCUGAGCCAAGCUCUUGCGGUGGCGGCUCUGGCCCCGUCCUCGUCGAGCAUCUUGGCAGUGUCACCGGGAUGAUGGCGGACCACUUCCAGACCCUCGUGGCUGAGGCCAUGCGCGAGUCUAGCAGCUCCUCGUCAAGUUCACAAGGGCCAAAUACCGAGGAUGAUUCGCCGGCUUCUUUCAUCCAAGCAGAAAACGAGGACGACAGUGACGACGCAUUUCGGGACGCGAGGUGCGACGAGGAGUUCCGCCACGAUGUCGACAACCUGCGGAAUGUGCGGCGUGACGUCGAUUUUUCGCCAGUGGCUCACGCGAAUGAAGUCGACAACCUCCGGACGAGCACCACAUCCUCGCGAAGCCGUGCGGAAUCCAACAGGACAUCGGCGAUUGAGUCUUCGUACUCUGACGAGGAAUUCUGCAUCCUGGAAGAUGACCCUGGCGUGGGCAUUUUGCCUCGCAGCGGUGAACCCCAGAUUCGCGUGCUAGUCUCUGAGCCACUCGAGAUACACGAGAACUACUUCUCGACUUCUGCUCGCAACACGGACCAGCUACGAGCUCCGCGCAACUUUCCCGAGCCCGUACAGAAGUACACGCUGCGGGAGAUGACCCUGGUCUGGCACAUGUACGGCGGCUGCGACUUCGAGAGCAGCAUCACUCCGAACGCAUCCAGGCCUGCCGAGAAAAGCACUGGUCUUUGGGACGAUGGAGCCGAAGAAUGCUACGCAAAUGUUGUUCUGGAGCCCGUUAUCGGCAAUGUGAGCUACAGCAGGGAUGGUCCGCCAGCCAUCGAGUUGCUGCCGUUCAAGCCGCAGUCCCCGCCGCAGACCCCCCGGCACCGAAGGGCUCGAAAGGGCGGUCCGGGCAGGUGUGAGGACGUGCUCAUGGAACUGCACAUGAACAAGAUCCGAUUCCAACAUGAGGUGUACCCAGAGGACACAUACUAUGCAUCGCGCCAGGUCCUGCUCAUCCAGGAUGUCGAAGUCUGUGACCGGCUGGCCUCAUCGCGCAUCAACAAGUUCCUCUAUCAGUACGCCUCGGAGGCCAAGCCAAGGCAGUCCCACGCCAACAUGGUCAGUGUCAAGUGCGUACGCGUCAGGCCCGACCUCAAGGCUCCGUGCACCGAGGAGUGUGAAAUAAGGGUGUCAAUCAAGCCACUGAGAAUCAACGCUGACCAGGAUGCUGUGCUGUUCCUGGUUCAGUUCUUCACAGGCUUGUCCUCCAACCCACCAGUCUCUCCAUCUUCGCCACGAGCCGAUUCUCCGGAGUUGGCGACCUUAAGAGCUGCAGAUGUCAGGCAUGCCUCUGCUGCUAACAGCGUGACGUCAGCCGACCCCGAGCGGCACGUGGCCUUCGCAAGUGACGAGCCCUGUCCACCUGAGUGCAUCGUUUCGCCGACGAGCUCGAGUUCCAAUUCUAUCCCGAUGCCAAUGUACAUAAGGUCAUUCGUGUUCACGCCGGACGUCCCCAUUCGGAUAGAUUACCAUGGCAAGCGGGUACUCAUGGAACAGGGAGCACUGGCAGGCCUGUUGAUGGGCCUGGGUCAACUGAACUGCCUAGAGAUCACCCUCAAAAAGCUACAAACGAGGCAGGGGUUGUUGGGCUUUGACAAGCUGGUCGCCUUUGCGAUCAACGAGUGGCUCAACGACAUCAAGAAAAACCAGGUGCCAAGCGUGCUCGGUGGAGUGGGUCCCAUGCACUCGUUUGUGCAGCUUUUUAGCGGCUUACGGGACCUGGUGUGGAUGCCUGUGGAACAGUACCGACGGGACGGCCGCAUUGUGCGCGGCCUGCAGCGGGGCGCCAACUCCUUCACCAUCUCAACUGCCAUGGCCUGCCUCGAGCUCACCAACAAAGUCGUCCAGACCGUGCAGGGUGUUGCCGAGCUGGCGUACGACAUGCUGUCGCCGGGCCCCAGCAUGCUUGUGGAGUCUCACAACCGGCGCCACCGUACCGUCCCCAACAACCUGCCUGUUGACAUCCGAGAAGGGGUCAACAAUGCCUACCAAGUGGUUACAGAGGGACUGGGAGACACGGCACGCACGUUGGUGAAGGCGGCUUCACAGGAGCACCGCCAGAAGGGAGUCAGCGGGGCCGUCGGGGGGCUGCUUCGUCAGAUUCCGCCCACCAUGGCUGCCGGCAUCAUCGUUGCCACCGAGGCGACUUCGACAGUGCUCGGUGGCGUGCGCAACCAGAUUCAGCCUGAUGCGCGGCGCGAGGACAUUCAGAAGUGGCGGCAGCGCUUGCCACCCAAGCCAACAGGAGCCACAGCUACGGCGUCUGCUUCAGCCCUAGCUGCAGCAUCAAGAUAGAUGUUGCAGCCGAAGAUGGUGGCAUUGGGCCGGCGUAUUCGCUCGGCGACACGAGGAGCCUGUAAAUACAUUCUGCCUUCCUCGUCGGUCGUCGCCUUUUGAUAUCGGAGCCUCCCCCCGCUGCUAGUUUUUUAACGUAACGUUUCAAUUGUUUUUAAAGCGCUGUCUGUGCAGGCUUCUAUUCUUGUGCAUACGAGGAGUCUGCAGUUAUGAAACAGAGAAAUGAAAGCCAUGCUCAGAAGACGUGUGUCCAAAGCUUUGGUUUACUUUUUGUUGCAUGUGAACGUUUGUGUGUCUUACUUGCGUUUUUUCUUUUUUCUGAAGCAUGUGCAACAUUGAGUCUUUUUUGUUUUUUUGUUUCUUGUGCUCAAUUGUUUACUGGGAAUGCAAAGGCAAGUGGCAGCAAGGAAUUCUAGGGGCUGUGCUCUGAGCCGAUCUCUUUUCACGAUUGGCAACACGGCGUCAGUCGCUUGAGUGCCAGCGACAUCGCACCACACUCGCUAUUGGCUCCACGAUACACUGAUGAACCUAACGAUGCCUCCGAUGCCUGUGGGCAUCAUUUUACAAUGCCCGUGGGCACCAUUGUGCCUUUAAGGUUGCGUGCAAUUUAUGAGGCAGCAAGUGAAGCUAGUUGACUCGCAGUGCUGGUUUGCCAUCUGUUCUAGUACUGGUCUAUUCGCACGGUCACCUUUGCAUGGGCGAUUUGAUCAUUACGAUGGCAUGCCUCGCAUGCCUCGAGCGGACGCCUGGGCAAAGGAACUCCUGCCAGAACAGAAGGCAAGUAGGUCACCAUCAAUGUUGUAUGGCAAGAGGCAGACUCGAUGCAUGGCAGCCCCACCUGGUGUGUCAGUUGACAAGUUGUGCAAGAUCGUUUGAUUCUAGCAGUCGAUGCUGGUCUUAGAAAAGAUCACUGGCGAGCUUACGUUUAUUUUGAUCUCUGUAUGUGUUAGUUUAGCUGGUGAUACUGCUGUUGGUAUGUUUUUAUUUUUUUUAGCUAGCUUUGUUUACUUUGACUUGAAAGGGACCUUGGAGUGGUUUUCGAGUCUUCACGGAUCUAAAUUUCCACAGCAAACUUGCAUACCAGCAGCAAGAAGGCGUGCUUAGUUCCCACAGUCAUGGCCAAGUGCUUGAUGAAGCCCGAUAACCUAACAGCACUAGUGAGAGCCACUUCAAAGUUCCUUAGAAUAACCUACUGCCAUUUAUUUAUAAAGACACACACGCAAGAAAUUCUGCACAUGCAUAAGCAAGCAGAAGUCUUUACACAUGGACUCUUCAUUUUUUUUUUUAACUCUGAGCAUGACUUUUUUUUUACGCCUACUGUUGGCUGGAUUGUAAAUAAAAGCUAUGAAAUUGUGAACCUAUCACAA
Molecule: messenger RNA, 7936 nt
Organism: Dermacentor andersoni
Lineage: Eukaryota; Metazoa; Arthropoda; Arachnida; Ixodida; Ixodidae
Gene: Atg2
Product: Autophagy-related 2
Biological process (GO): autophagosome assembly; autophagy of mitochondrion; reticulophagy
Cellular component (GO): phagophore; phagophore assembly site
Molecular function (GO): phosphatidylinositol-3-phosphate binding; protein-membrane adaptor activity
Source: RefSeq, a predicted model, not a curated record